Molecule: messenger RNA, 1329 nt
Organism: Varanus komodoensis (Komodo dragon)
Lineage: Eukaryota; Metazoa; Chordata; Lepidosauria; Squamata; Varanidae
Product: vomeronasal type-2 receptor 26-like
Exons: 4
Coding region: 1-1329 (442 amino acids)
Biological process (GO): G protein-coupled receptor signaling pathway
Cellular component (GO): membrane
Molecular function (GO): G protein-coupled receptor activity
Source: RefSeq, a predicted model, not a curated record
AUGUCUCCCAACUGGGACCUCUACAAGAUCCCCCAAGUCCUUGGCCCCUUGAGAGGCAUCUGGUUCAACAACAGUGCUGGAGAGGAGGUCUCUUUGACCAAAGAUAGCAAAAGACCAGAUGCAGCUCACUGUGUUCAGUGCCCAGAAGAACAACAUCCAAAUGUGAAGCAGGAUCAGUGCAUCCCCAAGAAGAUCCACUUCCUUUCCUACAAAGAGACACUGGGGAUCACUUUAGCUUCUCCUGGGCUUUCCUUGUCGCUAAUCACACUCCUGGUUCUUUCGACCAUCAUUAACUAUCAGGAGACACCAAUUGUCAGAGCCAACCAUCGCAGUCUCACCUACAUCCUCCUUAGUUCCCUCCUCCUUUGCUUCCUCUGCCCCUUCCUCUUCAUUGGCAGGCCUAUGAGGUUCACCUGUCUUCUCCAACAGGUGUCUUUUGGUGUGAUCUUUUCUGUUGCUAUUGCCACCAUUUUGGCAAAGACAGUCACAGUGGUGCUGGCCUUCAUGGCCACCAAGCCUGACAAUAUUGCAAGGAAGCUCUUGGGGAGACCUCUGACAACCUCGAUUGUCUUUUGCUGUCCCCUCCUCCAGGCUGUGAUUUGUGCUGUCUGGCUGCUGACCUCUCCCCCAUUCCCAAACUCAGAUUUCCACUCCUUGACUGGGGAAAUCAUUGUGCAAUGCCAUGAAGGCUCCUCUGUGAUGUUUUACUGUGUCCUGGGUUACCUGGGCUCCCUGUCCCUCAUCAGCUUCACGGUGGCUUUCCUAGCAAGGAAGUUACCUGGCAGCUUCAACAAAGCCAAGUUCAUCACCUUCGGGAUGCUGAUGUUUUACAGUGUGUGGGUCUCCUUUGUGCCCACCUACCUGAGCACCAAGGGGAAGACCAUGGUGGCUGUGGAGAUCUUCUCCAUCCUGGCCUCUGGGGCUGGCCUCCUGGGUUGCAUCUUUCUCCCCAAAUGCUACAUUAUUUUGCUGAGGCCCAAUCUGAACACCAGGGAUCAUCUUGUAAGGAAAAGAACAAUAAUCAGGAGCUACCAGCACAGCCAGGCUUUGGCAUUUGCAGUCACUGAGAUCAACAAGGAUCCCACCCUCCUUCCCAACAUGACGCUCGGCUUCCACAUCUAUGACAACCAGGACCUGGUCACGCUAAUGAAUAAGAAUAACCUCCUGUUGCCGUGUACACAGCGGAAACUUGUCCCCAAUUAUAAAUGUGACAAGCGGGGUCAACUACUCUCUGUUAUACAGGAUUUUGACUCAGAAUCUUCAUCAGACUCUGCGGCCUUAAUGAGCAUCUUGAAGAUCCCAGAGGUAAAUGCAUUCAUCUGGAGAUAG